GUUGAGGUUGCAGCAGGUUUUGAGAGUGUGUUUUGUUUUGUUUGCUCUAUCUACAAUUGAUAUUUACAUCAAAAUUAAAACACUACUUUUCAUUGUUACAAGUGGCACCUUUAAUACACACACAGUUUAAGCACCUACGUAUACAAAUUUAACACAUUUACAUUCAUUUGGCUCACAGAAUAAGUUAUAAAAAGCGGUUAAAAGAAGUUAUUGUGAAUCUGUAUGCAGUUCGGCGUUUAACAACUAAUUAAAAAAUAAUCCUUUAAAAAACCAUCUUUUGCUCGACGUUGAGAUUUGACAUCCAAGUCACAACGUUUUAUUUGCGAUCGGAAACUUCAUAGUGAUUGCCCCCAACAACAACGGCAACAUAGUGUGCAAAAGAGUUACAACACCUUGUCUGAGGACAUGUUUGUGACCUAAAUUCAACAACCCCACACACAACCAGCUGAUACCUACUUGCGCAAAAGUAGCACAAACCAUAAAACGAAAAAAGAUAUAAAUUAAAAAAACCGUGAAGGUCACCAGAUUUUGAACGCGGUGCGUUCUUGGUGUGUGUGUGUGUGUGUGAAUUCAUGUGUAUAGCUGUAGGUUGAUUAAGAGAUAAAUCUAGUAUGUUCAUGUAUAACGCUUCAGAAGUUUAUGGAAAAUCGCCCGAAAUGCACCAGUCUAAUCAAUUCUUGAAUGACAACGGAAUUAAUACCAGCAACAACCGCAACCACAACAACAACAAUAGCAAUAGCAACGUCAUCAAUGAACAUAAUUUAAGACAUUGCAAUAAUGACAAUGCAUUUACCUACUUUAAGAACGGAAGUGUAUUUGGUCCAGUCUGGAACUUGAAGAGCCCAAGUCGUGCAUCCAAUCGCAGUCCAUCGAAAAAUACGAAGGUGUCAAGACAAAUAAAUAAAACUUACUACUCAGUACCUGGAACGGAACAAGUACCCUAUUCCAAUGCAUACCCCAAUUCGUUUGCAUCGCGAAAGACGACAACUACUACGACGACGGCCAACAACAAUAGCCACGUCUAUCAGCCGCUACGUUUGCAGCCCACAGAGUAUUAUAAAGCACCCGUCCAGCAAAAGGCCCGACAUGGAUAUGGACAUAGUAAUAGCGCGCCCAACAAUCAUGAUUUGGCACACUAUACGCAGGCAUCCCUUGAAAAGGAUCAACUCAAGAGGCAGCUAACAGCUCGAAGUACAUGCGAAUAUUUGGAUGAUGCUUCAACGUACUCCCACAGCCAUAGAGCUCCCGGACUGGAGCAAAGCUGGGAUAAUACGAUCUCUGACGGUCCAGGAUUUCAAUCAGCAGAUCAGCACUACGAGCAUUAUUUUUCAUAUUUUUACAAUCGUGGUCCAGAGAAGUCACAUAAAUCAAAAACAAAUACUAUACGAACUUAUCAACCACAAAUGAGCUUAGUACAAGAGACAACGAGUAAACGCUCGUCGAGAAGGCCCGUAGCCCACAAUGAUAAUAAUCAAAAUAUAGAAUAUGAUAGUUAUUUACUGAAGGAAAACAGUGAACUGCCAUUUGGGUAUAAUGAUAGUGAUUGGAUUGAUUUCCCCAUCGACCGGCUGGAGAAAUCUUCAAUUAAAUUAAUUAAUGCUAAAGAUGUUUAUGAGCCAAAGUCUCCCAACGAUGAACUGUUCAAUGAGAGUACACAACGUCGAUGCGUUAAACUGGGCGAUAUUCAUGAAAUAACCAAUAAAGGUGAAUCCGUGACAGUUAAAAGCAAUUUAACAAAGAAAACACUUAAAGCCAAUGAACCUCUGCCAUUACCGCGUCUGCCACUGACGCCCAAAAGAAUUCGAGGCGGACAAGCAUCCGCUAAGAAGGCAUUGCCCACUGUCCAUCGAGUUCUCUUAUAUAAUAGUCAGAGUCCACGCUCGGCACGUAAGCAUCAUCAGUCGUCUAAUUUCCGCAGCCAAAACGUAAAGCCCAACCCUCAACCCAAAGGUCAAUCUGCGGUUGCCGAUCAGCUCACUAGUUAUAUAGUAGAAGAUCAAGAUGAGAAGGGCCACGAGUUUCGUGAUGCUGAUUUUGAUAAUGAUGACGAUUUAGAUAACAUCUCGAAUUUCGAUGAGAGCGAAACAGUUAGCAUCAGCUCUGAUACUGAAGAUGGGUAUAGGGCGCAUGCAUAUAAGCUGGCACACUCGGGCGAGCGGUUUUUAUCCCCAUCCAAAGAAUCUUCAACUUUGCUUUUUUCGCGAUCUUCCGAUGACGAUCUAAGAAAUCCAGAAUCCGUCUUGGUCUCAAGUCUCUUUCCAUAUGUGCCGCCCUAUUUAUCAUUUUCGUCGAACACCAAAAAAGGACCCAGUGUCCCACCAGAGUUGCAUAGAAUCUUAAAGUGGCGUGUCACAAGCAUUAUGCCAAAAGUUGUUCGACUUAUAUUGGCCAAUAGUGGCAUGCGGAUGUUGAAAAAAACAAACGACUGGAUGGGCGUGUGGGGCAAGCAUUUGAAGUCGCCCUGCUUCAAAACAAUUCGCUCAUAUCAGAAAAUAAAUCACUUGCCUGGUUCUUUUCGUAUUGGACGUAAGGAUUCCUGCUGGAAGAACUUGCAAAGACAGAUGAGGAAACAUAGCAACAGGGAGUUUGGCUUUAUGCCACGCACCUAUGUUAUUCCCAAUGAUCUUUGCGCAUUGCGCAAACGUUGGCCAAAAUAUGCGCAACGUAAUACGAAGUGGAUAAUAAAGCCACCGGCGAGUGCACGUGGUGCUGGCAUUCGUGUGGUACAUCGUUGGGGUCAAAUACCCAAGCGACGACCACUCAUUGUACAGAAAUAUAUUGAACGUCCCCUACUUAUUAAUGGCAGUAAAUUCGACUUGCGCCUUUAUGUUCUCGUAACCUCAGUAAACCCUUUGAGAGUAUUCAUGUAUCACAACGGCUUGGCUCGCUUUGCUUCUGUCAAAUACAGUGCCAAAGCUGAUACCUUAAAUGAUCGCUGCAUGCAUUUAACCAACUAUAGUAUCAACAAAUUUUCAUCGAAUUACUCAAAAAAUGAAGAUGUGAAUGCAUGUCACGGGCAUAAAUGGACCAUCAAGUCGUUAUGGACGUAUUUGGCUAAUCGUGGUGUUCGCACAGAUGGCCUCUGGGAAGCUUUAAGAAGUCUAGUAUUGCGUACCAUUCUAGCUGGAGAGAAUGGCAUUAACAAUAUGAUAAGAGCUAAUGUUGAGUCCAAAUACAGUUGUUUUGAGCUAUUUGGCUUUGAUGUAAUAUUAGAUUCGGAUUUAGUACCUUGGCUACUAGAGGUGAAUAUAUCACCUAGCUUACAUUCCGAAUUACCACUAGAUGCCCACGUUAAGGCACCACUAGUCCAAGGUGUACUCAAUACUGCCCUUUAUAACAUACCACCAAAACUAAGCCAGGAAAAGCAAAGGGAGUUAGCCGCUGAAUUUUCAUUCCCAGCCGGCACACAAAUGUGCUACGAUAAACGUAUGUACAUCAACUAUUUGUCACGUGAAGAGAAAAACAAGCAUAACACUUUUACUCGGAAGAGCAUAGAGAAUAGAGAGGAGUAUAUCGAUGCGAUACUUGAUAAAUUGACGCCCGAUGAUGUACGUUGUCUAAUUAUAGCAGAGGACGAAUUGGCACGUUGUUCACCACUUGAACGCAUCUUUCCCACAGACCAGACCUAUAAGUAUCUUAAAUACAAUGACACUCCACGCUAUUACAAUCGUUUAUUAGAUGCGUGGGAGUCGCGAUAUGCUAAUAAUCGUACAGAAGGAAUUGCCCUACUGCGUGACUAUUGUCAAAUUAAAUAUCACUUGGAAGUUCCAGCUCCGCCUGCCAAAAAGGACUUGAACGUUAGCACCGUGGAGACCAUCAUUAAAAACGCGAUGGUCGAGCGCGAAGGAACACCGGAUGCGUAAGGUAGCUGGACUCCUACUAUUCUAUAGUUGCAAUCACACAAAAUUUUCAAACAUCUCUAGAGGAACAACUAAUCAGCAUUAAUAAGCAAACUGUUAAGAUUCACUUAUUGUUCAUCUUGCUAUACAAAAAGACUGAACACUUUAUGGGUCAUUAUACAUUUAUUGAGACCUGUAGAAGUAAUUUGUCAUCAUACAUCGAUGCCGGUCU
This is a messenger RNA of Drosophila hydei, 4071 nucleotides long. RefSeq names its product tubulin polyglutamylase TTLL4 (gene TTLL4A). Gene Ontology annotation, molecular function: tubulin binding; tubulin-glutamic acid ligase activity. The coding region runs from base 612 to 3863 and encodes 1083 amino acids. Gene Ontology annotation, biological process: microtubule cytoskeleton organization; protein polyglutamylation. The record is from RefSeq and is a predicted model, not a curated record. The transcript is spliced from 11 exons. Gene Ontology annotation, cellular component: cilium. NCBI's taxonomy places the organism in Eukaryota, Metazoa, Arthropoda, Insecta, Diptera, Drosophilidae.